Messenger RNA from Capsella rubella, 1158 nucleotides. RefSeq lists its product as uncharacterized. The transcript is spliced from 2 exons. The coding region runs from base 1 to 1158 and encodes 385 amino acids. NCBI's taxonomy places the organism in Eukaryota, Viridiplantae, Streptophyta, Magnoliopsida, Brassicales, Brassicaceae. The record is from RefSeq and is a predicted model, not a curated record.
AUGAUCCCGUUGUUGAUGGUUGGACCAAAUUUGGCCACCCGGGAGAAUCCAGAAGAUGUGGAUCCGGAAGAUGUGAAUCCGGAAGAUGUGAAUCCGGAAGAUGUGAAUCCGGAAGCUGUGAAUCCGGAACCUGUGAAUCUGGAAAAUGUGAGUUUGGAAAAUGUGAACCCUGUGGCUCCGGUGAAUUUGGCUCAGCUAGGAGCUAGAUUGGUUCAGGUAGAAGAACAAGUGAAGCAAGGGUUUAAGGAAAUUAUUGAGAAGGUUGAUAGUCUGUAUAACAGAGUUAAAUCUGUGGAAUCAUAUGUGAGAUGGGCCUCAGGUGAAAAUGAAUAUUAUACGAAUGAAGGUGUUGGAGAUACGAAUGAAGGUAUGAAUGAAGGUGGCAAUGGAGAUAUGAAUGAAGCUGAGAUGGAGGAGGCUGAGAAGGAGCAGGCUGAGAAGGAGCAGGCUGAGAAGGAUAAGGUUGAGAGGGAGCAGGCUGAGAAAGAGCAGGCUGAGAAGGAUAAGGUUGAGAGGGAGCAGGUUGAGAAAGAGCAGGCUGAGAAGGAUAAGGUUGAGAGGGAGCAGGCAGAGAAAGAGCAAGCUGAAAGGGAGCAUGCUGAGAAGGAGCAGGCUGAGAGGGCUAAGGCGGCUAAGACCGAGAAGGCUGAGAGGACUAAGGCCGAAAAGGCUAAGGCCGAGAAGGAUAAGACCGAGAAGGCUGAGAGGGCUAAGGCCGAAAAGGCUAAGGCCGAAAAGGAUAAGGUAGACAAGGAGCAAGCUGAUAAGGCUGAGAAGGAUAAGUCCAAGUCUGAUAAGGAGCAUGCUGAGAAAGAACAAAGUGAGAAGGAAAAGUCUGAGAAACCCGAGACCGAGAAGGGGAAGGUUGAUGAAGAGAAAGCACAACUUGGUACAACUGAUGAAGAGAAAGAACAACUUGGUACAGUUGAAGAAGAGAAAGAACAACUAGGGACAACGGAAAAAGGCCGAGAGGAAGAUGUUGAGAUGGAACAUGGCGAGAAAGAACAAGCUAAGGAUAAAGGAGAAAAGAGGGAAAGAGAAGAAGUUGUUCAUGCUCACCAAGGUAAAAGGGUGAAGAUCAUAAGCAAGAAGAAGGGAGCGACUGUGGUCAUAAGGAGUCCUAUUCAGACAAGACAAAAUGCGAAGAAGGAUAAUUGA